AUGUCGUCCACAACCAAUGACCCCACGGCUGCACCCAUAACCAAAGAUCAUGUCAAAGACCUCUACGGCACCAACGCCGCGGAGCAAAAGCGGCUGCACGCACAGCACAACAUCUGCACCGCCGCCUUCUCCAACCAGCUCCUCGUCUUCCCGGGCGCCCAAGACUUGCUCGCCCGCCCCAAUCUCCGCAUCCUCGACAAUGCCGGCGCCGACGGAUUCUCUUUGACAGAGCUGCGGAAGCAGCUGAAGCACCCCGAAAGCGCGGACCUCAUAUCCGCGGACAUAGCCCCGUUCCCCGCCGAGACGCCGAGUGGAGCAAUCAAGCCGGGCGAGGGCGUGCGGCUGGUAAAGCAGGACUUCAUGCAGGAGUGGCCGAGCGAGUGGGAGGGCACCUUCGACCUUGUGCUCCAACGCACGUGCCUCUCCUUCCACCCGACCUGGUCUUCCGCCGUCGCGGCUACCCGCCGCCUCCUCCGGUUGCUGCGGCCGGACGGCUCGGGCUGGAUCCAACUCGUCGACGCCGCGCCGCCGUACGGCAUCGUGCAGCCAGAUGAUCCCCCCUACGCCAAAUUCUUCAAGUCAAUCGGGCGCGCCCCGUCCCCCGAGGAUGCGGCGAACGGCAUCGAUCCGCCCAUCCCCACUCGGCUACCUCAGCUUCUCACGGAAGCUGUGGACGCCGAGGGAGUUGAGUUGGAAAGUCUGGGCGAGAAGAGGGCCCAGUCGAAGUGGGGAAGGUGUGCAGACAGCAAGGAGAUGGAGGAGUUGGGCAUGUUGACGGUCGAGCAAAUGGUGAAGACGGUCGAGGUGAUGUGGGAGAUGCAUCCGCAGGUGAGGAGGGUUGGGCCGGAGGAGUGGGAGGGACUGAGUGGGGGUGUGCUAAGGCAGGUGAGAGAGACUGGGUUUGAGAUUGAGACGGCGGCUGUUUGGGGGAGGCGCAUACGGUAG
Molecule: messenger RNA, 945 nt
Organism: Diplodia corticola
Lineage: Eukaryota; Fungi; Ascomycota; Dothideomycetes; Botryosphaeriales; Botryosphaeriaceae
Product: methyltransferase protein
Exons: 2
Coding region: 1-945 (314 amino acids)
Source: RefSeq, a predicted model, not a curated record